Messenger RNA from Anopheles marshallii, 1587 nucleotides. Its product is annotated as folylpolyglutamate synthase, mitochondrial-like. Gene Ontology annotation, molecular function: ATP binding; tetrahydrofolylpolyglutamate synthase activity. Gene Ontology annotation, biological process: tetrahydrofolylpolyglutamate biosynthetic process. The record is from RefSeq and is a predicted model, not a curated record. Lineage: Eukaryota; Metazoa; Arthropoda; Insecta; Diptera; Culicidae. The transcript is spliced from 6 exons. Gene Ontology annotation, cellular component: cytosol; cytoplasm; mitochondrion. The coding region runs from base 1 to 1587 and encodes 528 amino acids.
AUGCUUCGUUGGGCAAAAUUUAUUUUUUACCGUAGACUCACUGUGGAUAAGCUCCUGCAUGAAGUGGCCUCGAUGUCAUUAUUGUGUGGUUCUUGUGUUAAAACGCAACCGUUUACAACUAUGCAUGCAUCUGGUGAGCCUUUCGCGUUGGAACAGAAUUACGAGAACGCUAUUUCCUCGUUGAACUCACUGCAAUCCAACUUUAGCGUUCAACAAGCUUCUGUACUCCGAAAGCAUACGGAUGAUUGCAAGCAUAUUAAUGAUACGAUUAAAUAUUUAGAACGCGUUGGUCUUUCAUUGCCGCGUCUAGAUAAGCUUCCGGCGAUACACGUAUCAGGGACCAAGGGAAAGGGGUCAACUUGUGCAAUGGUAGAAUCAAUCUUGAGGUCAAAUGGUUAUCGUACCGGAUUUUUCAGUUCACCCCAUCUAAUAUCCGUUACGGAAAGGGUACGGUUGAAUGGAAAACCGGUUUCAACCGAUAAAUUUAGUGCUCACUUUUGGAAGAUCUAUAACCAGCUGAUGGCAUCGCGGGAGCAUACUCGGGACAUGCCUUCAUAUUUUUGUUUUUUGACUAUAAUGGCCUUCGACAUUUUUUUACAAGAAGCUGUUGAUGUUUGUGUAGUCGAGGUUGGCAUUGGCGGUCGCUACGACUGUACGAAUGUGUUACGGAAAACUAAUACAGUCGGUAUAACUUCGCUGGGUUUGGAGCAUAUAAAGCUGCUGGGCAAUACGUUGGGGGAAAUUGCAUGGCAAAAGGCCGGUAUCAUAAAGCCUGACUCAGACGUAUUUACAGUUCCUCAGCCCACACAGUGCAUAGAAGUGAUUGAGCAGGAAUGUCAUCUAUCAAAGGCCAAUCUACACAUAGUAUCACCGGGCUUGCAGGAAUAUGCUUGGGCCAAGAAACCCUCACUGAUGGAAGACGCGUGCAACAUAAUAGAAAUGAAUACUUCGUUGGCCAUUCAGAUAGCAACGUGCUGGAUACACAAGACGCAAAAGGUUGCACGGAAUAGUGAAACAAUGUUUAUUACAAAACAGACCGUUAAAGGCAUAGAAGAUUGUUUUUGGCCUGGGCGUUUUCAGCGAAUAUCAUAUGAUACGCAAAAAACUCUUUAUCUCGACGGUGCUCAUACGGUGGAAAGUAUAGAAAUAUGCGCCCGUUGGUAUUAUGCUAAAUCUAAAUGGAACCACAAACGUUUGCUGAUUUUUAACACAACUGGAGACAGAGAUUCAUUAAAGUUGCUAUCCACUCUUUUAUGCACAAUUAAAUUCGAUGGUGCAUUCUUUGUUCCAAACGUAGCUUUCUCCAGCACUACGCAAGCCGAUGCCAUAAAUCAUAAUUUUCCCUUCGAACAUCAAAUGCAACGAUGUAGAACAAACCGUGAUUAUUGGGUUGAAGCGAUGAAAAAUAAGAACGGAUUUGUGCAUGAAUCGAUCGAUUCCGUGUUUGCCCAAAUCGAUAAAGAAUUUUCGUGUGAAAUUUCCGAUAUUCUUAUUACUGGAUCUGUACAUUUGAUUGGAGCCGUAUUGACAGCACUAAAGCUGGAACGUUUUACUCACUCCAACCGUAAGCUUCGUAUGUCCCAUUGA